AGGCUGAGACAGAUGUCUCCUGCGUUACAAGUUGCGUUCCGAGCUUGCCAACGCAAACGUAUCGAGCCAGCCUCACAAGCUAGGGUUCUUCACCGCGCUCCACCCUUCUUCCCUCUCCCUUCGUCCCCUCCAAUUGGAAUGUGUUUGUGACUUCAUAUGCUGGUAGUUGACAUUUUGAAAUUGUAACUGUGGUGGGAGCAAUAAUAUAUUUUGACAUCAUCAUGGAGAUACAGACUUGUGGCAGGCCGAUUGACUCCUUGCUAGAGAAAGUGCUUUGUAUGAAUAUUCUGUCGUCUGAUUACUUCAAGGAGCUCUAUCGAUUGAAAACGUAUCACGAAGUUAUUGAUGAGAUCUACAAUCAAGUUGAUCACGUGGAGCCAUGGAUGACUGGGAAUUGUCGCGGUCCUUCAACUGCAUUUUGUCUUCUGUACAAGUUUUUUACUAUGAAGCUCACCGUCAAGCAAAUGCACGGGCUGUUAAAGCACCCCGAUUCUCCUUACAUAAGAGCGGUUGGAUUUCUCUAUCUGAGAUAUUGUGCUGAUCCGAAGACACUAUGGAAUUGGUUUGAGUCAUAUGUAAAAGAUGAUGAGGAAUUUUCUCCCGGAUCUAAUGGUCGAAUGACUACAAUGGGUGUAUAUGUCCGUGAUUUGCUUCUUGGACAGUAUUAUUUCGACACACUGUUUCCUCGCAUCCCUGUUCCUGUAUUGCGGCAGGUUGUGUCUAAUCUUGAAAAGUUGAAGCUCCCCUCUACACAUUCUGGUUCAACAGGGGAAACUACUCGUCAUGGUUCUGAUGAUACUGCCCGUAGACCACCUUCUGUUAAAGCUGCCCUUUCAGUCUCUUUUGGUCAGCGGGCUCCACACCGGGCUUCCACAAGAGAUUCUUCACCUAUUCGCCGUACAUUACCUUCUCAUGAAAAAAAUGGCAGUGAUGACAUAAGAAGAUCUCCAAGUAAUCGCCGCAGCCAGAGCCGUGAAUAUCCUGAUAGGGAGAGGGAUAGGGACCGAGACCGGUCACAGUCCAGAGACAGGGAUCGGGAACGUGAUAGAGACAGGGAUCGGGAACGUGAUAGGGACAGAUACCGUGACCGAGAUAGGAACAGGGAGUGGGAGCGAGAUCGAGAUCGAGACCGGGAAAGAUACAGGGAUCAUGACUCGGAAAGAGAUCAGGAUAGGGACAGAAUCAGGAGGAAUAAUGAGCGGGAAAGAGAGAGAGAGAGGAGUUACGAUUAUGACAAGAGGUCUAAGUACACAGAGAGAGAAAGCAGCCGGGAUUAUGACAAUGGUAGUAGGCACUAUCGUAGGAGCAGGAGUCGGAGCAGGAGCAGGAGUAGAAGUCGGAGCUUGCAAGCUGGCACUGGUCGGUAUGAAUCACGAUCUAGUCCUCAGAGAGAGGAGAGUAAGAGAACUUCUGCUUCGAGUAAUCUUGCUAAACUUAAAGAUAUGUAUGGUGAUUUAGGGGAUAGUAAAGGAGAUGCCAACAUGGAAAGAAUUCCUAGAAAGGAUAGUGGAGGUGAAGAGGUUAUUAGACUUGGCGGGUCUACUUGGAAGGAUUAGUUAUCAUGGAAUGCUUGUAUCAGGUGUUGGAUGGCUUUCAUGGAGAAAAACAUUGGGACUAGCCCUUUUGUUGCCAGAUGUUUAGAUUGGUGAAUGCUAUCUAUAAUUAGCAUCAUAGAUAAUGUAUACUAAAAUUUAUUCCUGGUGCAUUGAAUUUCAUGUUUUGUAAUCGCAAGUUUUAGACUAAAAGAUCAUUUUAUGUAGUCCUGAACUACCAUGUUUACAUUAAUGGUUUAAACUUUGAUA
Molecule: messenger RNA, 1802 nt
Organism: Glycine soja
Lineage: Eukaryota; Viridiplantae; Streptophyta; Magnoliopsida; Fabales; Fabaceae
Product: pre-mRNA splicing factor SR-like 1
Exons: 5
Coding region: 222-1556 (444 amino acids)
Cellular component (GO): precatalytic spliceosome
Source: RefSeq, a predicted model, not a curated record